Molecule: messenger RNA, 14168 nt
Organism: Malaya genurostris
Lineage: Eukaryota; Metazoa; Arthropoda; Insecta; Diptera; Culicidae
Gene: Dyrk3
Product: dual specificity tyrosine-phosphorylation-regulated kinase 2
Exons: 3
Coding region: 2213-4237 (674 amino acids)
Biological process (GO): peptidyl-serine phosphorylation; peptidyl-threonine phosphorylation
Cellular component (GO): nucleus
Molecular function (GO): protein serine/threonine kinase activity; ATP binding; protein serine/threonine/tyrosine kinase activity
Source: RefSeq, a predicted model, not a curated record
GGGCUUUUAGUUGAAACAAGGAAAACGAGAAAAAGGAGACUCAUCACGUAUAAAUCGGGCCGUGUUUGAUGAGAUUUUAGACGAUCAGGUUGCGUAUAGAGCAGACGAAGAAGGUGGUCGACCAGCAGUUAAAGAUAUGAAUGGAAAAGCAAAGAAGGGAAACGAGUGGACCAGGGAAUAGCAGAGCAGUGCCCCAAAGAGAGACGGAAAAGAAAGAAAAGUUGUCCGAGAGUUUUUUUUCUUUUCGCUCUGCCUCGCUUCCGAGAUUUGGAUCGUUUCAUUCGUUGGCCGUUUGCUUUUUCGUCUUCGUUUUCUCCGCCGAAGAGUAGUGCACUGACAGAAGUGUGCAGGUGAAAUUGUGCGCAUUAUUUGAUGUGGCCUCAGUACAACCGACGGUCAAAUCUUACAUUUGACAUAAAUGAAUAACUUAAAAUUUAUUAGGAGCGGAGCAGUGAGACAUAACAGUUGAUACUGCCGCUAAUUGGUUUCGUACAUUUCACUUUCUCGCUGCUGCUGUAAAGCUGCCGAAUUGAUUGUGCACUCGGCAACAAUCUUCUUAAACUGUACAUAACGCAAUAGUUGUUAUGAUGGUCACUUUUUUCAUUUAGAUUGAUAUUAUUUGAGUAUUGAAGAUAUUUCAGCACAUCGGUAUUUUCUUCUGCGAUUCUUCUGAAGUAUAUUGAGUACUUUUUUAUGUAAAUUUCGAAGUUAUUGUUUCUGUUAUUCAGUCACGAAUAACAAUUUAAGAAGUGCUAAUUUUCAAGUAGCUUAAAAUGUAACUGUUCGAGUUGUUUUCGAUAAGGUGCUACCGAAAAGAUCUCAAACCAGCGCAACUUUGCCUAAUUAAAUGGAAAUUGAUCGAGCUCGUGCGUAACGGCAGAGUUUCACUUUCAUAAAUAAAAUCCAUGCAAAUUUAUUUCAGUGUACAACACGCCAGUGUUGAUACUCGUUUCGGUCCUACAGCACACGAACACUAGCUCAAAAUGGUCGAAAACAGUUGGCCCUGCAGCAGUAUGCAUUUCAUUGAGCUAAAAAAUCAUUAGUAGUGGUGAGACUAGCGCAACACUUUGCUGGCUCUAAUAUUUUUUUUUGUGUCGAAUGAUGGAUCGCGGAUGGAUGGCUCCCUGAUGUAUCUGCUGUAGGCGAGUGGCUGACGUUUCUUUUCCUAUUGUGGUCAUCGUCCAACAUGAACUCGAACUCUCGACUCUACCCGAAUUGUGUGUGAUGUGCCUAUUUACUUGAUGAAUUUGAAAGAAAAGUGAGGCUGAUCGGCAAAAUUUCGAUUUUCCAUUACAGGAAAAAUUGCUCCCCGUUGUGUGCUCCGAGGCUACUGGCAGCUCGCCUCAAUACAGCUGCUGUGUGUGAUGUGUUAAAAUGAAGCAUAGUUUUUGCAUGAUGGUGACGAUAGUCUGGACGGAAAUGGCUGCAAGAAGUUGUCUUUGUUUUGAAAAUCUUAACUGAGUGAAGGCAGUCGAAACUGCCAUCAAUUUGCAAAGUAUCCGGAAUCAAAAACUAGAAGCCGGGUUUGAUGAAAUCCAUGUUUCUACAUUUAGUUUCUCGAUUGGAUCUAUCCGAAUACAAAACGCACGACCGAAACCGAAUGGAAAUUUAGUCGUACAGCAGAAAACGUGGAGAGAAUAUGGAAAACAAUAUACGGAGACAGAGAAAACAGGCAAAGACGACGGCUUCAAAAAUAAAUGCAGUGAAAAUAAGUUUCUUAUGAGAAAAAGGAUUUCUACUGUGACUAUAAUUGAUGUUGGAUGGCGAAACAUGCCAAGGCUGGCCAUGUACUGAACAACAUAAUUAGAAUAGCGAGAUGUUUACUUUCACAACUUCGAGCAACUGAAUAGAGGCAAAAAGUAACCUACACACGCCCAAUUGAACUGAAUCGGAUCGGUGGUAAGCCAACGCAUAGGAAGAAUACGAUUGCUCGUAAUUCGUACUCAGCUAAUACAUGCAGUUGCUUACGAGUCGGCAAGCGCUUGACCCUAAUGCGUUCCGGCAACACAAAAGCUUAAAUUGAUAAUAUCCAAAUACUGGCAAGGAUAACGCUACUUAACUAAACAACCGUACGAAAAAGGAUCCCAUGUGAUAUCUAGCUUGUAAGGCACGCGUAUCAUCAAUACAUCUGAAUGGGAACAGCGUAGAGAGCAAAAAGGUGUCCGAGAGCGCUCAAUUACAACCAGCACUAAGCAUAACGAACGAACUCAUUAUGACUAGUAUAACGUUUAAAACUACCACAACGACCGGAGGCGAUGCGAACGGUUGUAUCGCGGCAGCGGCAUCGUCUUCCUCAUCAGCGGUGGCUGCUGUAUCGCUCAUGUCGGACAAAUCGAUCACGAUGACUCCCUCGCAACUAGCUUCGGCUACGACGGCAGCGGCGGUGGCCGCCUCGAAUCUACUCUCGACGGCAGCCGUCAACAAUCCGUCGAGUGCGUUAUUUGCAGCCGCCGCGGCUGCGGCAGCUCAGCACCAACAACAGAACAACAACUAUCAGAGCAAUAGCAGUAGUAGUAUCCUAUACAAUAACGAUAACAAAGUGCAGAGUAGUGACAAGCUCAGUAGCAGUAGUAGCAGCGGUGUUGGAAGCGGUGCCAGUGUUACGGGGGAAGAUUACGAAAGGGUCAAACACAAGACACCCCAGGAGGUGAUGAUGCUGUACAUGGAUAAACUGACCCAAUACGAACAUCACGAAAUUUAUCAGUACCCGAAAAUUUACUUCAUCGGAGCGAAUGCAAAGAAGCGAAGGGGGAUCAGUAAUUCCGAUUACGAUAAUGAGCAGGGUUCGUACAUUCACAUCGCCCAUGAUCACAUCGCGUACAGAUAUGAGGUAUUGAAAAUUAUCGGCAAAGGUAGCUUUGGCCAGGUGGUGAAAGCCUACGAUCACAAAAAUCAUCAGCAUGUGGCUCUGAAAAUGGUACGAAAUGAAAAGCGAUUCCAUCGGCAAGCCCAGGAAGAGAUUCGCAUUCUGAAGCAUCUACGGUCGCAGGAUAGGAUGAAUUCCAUGAACAUUAUUCAUAUGUACGACUAUUUCGUAUUUCGUAAUCACAUGUGUAUUACGUUCGAGCUGCUGUACAUCAACCUGUACGAGCUGAUAAAGAAAAACAAAUUCCAAGGGUUCAGCAUCCAGUUGGUUCGAAAAUUUGCUCAUUCCCUGCUGAAGUGUUUGGAUGCACUCUAUAAGAAUAAGAUAAUACAUUGUGAUAUGAAACCGGAAAACGUGCUGCUGAAGCAGCAAGGCCGUUCCGGUAUCAAAGUAAUCGAUUUCGGCUCGUCUUGUUUCGAGCAUCAACGGGUUUACACCUACAUUCAGUCGAGGUUUUACCGAGCGCCGGAGGUGAUUCUGGGGGCCAAAUAUGACAUGGCUAUCGACAUGUGGUCAUUGGGAUGUAUCCUAGCAGAGUUGUCGACCGGAUUUGCUCUUCUUCCGGGAGAGGACGAAGCAGAUCAGCUAGCUUGUAUUAUCGAACUAAUUGGCAUGCCGCCGAAGAAAAUGCUUGAAAAUUCAAAACGAGCGAAAAACUUCAUUUCGGCGAAAGGCUAUCCCCGGUAUUGUAACGUGAAAACGUUGGAAGAUGGUACGACAAUGCUGACGGGUGGUUUCUCGCGAAGAGGAAAACUAAGAGGACCCCCCGGAUCUCGUAAUUUGGUGAAGGCACUUAACAAUUGUGAGGAUCCUCUGUUUCUUAACUUCAUCGAACGUUGUUUACGGUGGGAUCCGGCGUUGAGAAUGACACCAGAAACGGCAUUGAAUCACUUCUGGUUUCGACGAUUGUUGCCACCUUCACCGAAUGUGGCGACCAUCACAACCACGAAUAGCCCUUCCACCUCUAGCAACUGUCAGAAUAGCCAUAUAAACAAGGUGCUGAAUAUGGCGUAUGCAUACGCGGACCAACAGGCGUCUUCGCUAGUGACUACUUCCACCUGCAACUCACUGGUGGCAUCACAUCAUGGCAACUCCAGUUCGCUACAAUCACUGCAAUCAGCAUCUCUGACAUCGUCGGCGAUCAGUAUUCCAGCCGUUAGCGGGAGUGUUGGGGCCAUCGGUGGAAUCGGUAUCAUGGGUGGUGGAGGAACACUCGGACGAUCGGCUGCCACUACCAUCAUCGAUAUUCCCUACAAUCCAAACGACAAGAAAAGACUACUGAACAGCUCUCCGCAGGCGGCGUCUUCGCUUACCUCCAAUACUGGGCUGGCAACCACUUCCUUUGUAGAUUAUGUGGUCGUCAUCGAGUGAGUGGAGCAACCUAAGUUUCGGUACGUCUGUUUCUCACGACAGAGUACACCUACAGUCAUUCAAAAAAAAAAAGUUCUCUCGUGGUGCAUCAAGAGCCGAAGAAUUGAGAUUGUCUGUCGACACACAGGAAGAAUCAAAAUGGCAAGUGCAAAAAAAAAACAAAAGUUAGUAGAUUGAUCAAUGUUUUGGUACAAGUAGGGAACGGAAACGGAUAUAUAUGUUAUAAUAGAACCAUAAGACAUAUUUGUAAUGUGGCUUAGAUUCGGUAGCAUCCCCAAGGUGGCAACGAGAUCGGAUGGCUUGAAUAACGCUCGAGCGACAAAUUAAUAUAACUAAUCAUAAUUAGAGCUAAGAAAGUAAGCAAAAAGGCGAAAACACUCAUUAACUGAUAGGGUUUGUAGUAGCAAUUACAAGUAAAUAAAUUUAUGCUAUGAGGAUAAAUUAUAAUUUAACUACCCUUAGGAAGUAGGUAAAUAAUUAGCAAAAUAUGAGAAGUGAUGAGACGGCGUUAGAAAUUUGCUGUUUUAAGGCAGUACAUUUAUGCAUGAUUGACGACAAACAAAAUUACAAACGAAACCAUCGGUUCUAGUUGGAUUUUACUAUUGAGUCAUUGUAGCAAAAUGGACUUAUAUAAAGUACUCAGAAGUCUAAAAUUUAUAUCAUUGUUAAAAAAAUGACAAAAUUGUUUUGUAACGACGAAUACAGAUUACGAAUGCGCUCACCAACAAUGGGUGAAAGUAUGUGUGAGUCUGUUCGGAAAAUAUGUUGUGCGAAUGUGAUUGAAUCUUAAUUAAACGAUUCCGCAUAAGGAAGAAAACAAAACUUAAGCUAGAUAAAGAAAAGUGUAACUAUUUGCUAGUGGAACACAUUUUAGUAGCAACACCUAAGACAAAAGUUGGUUCGAAAAAAGAACUGCAGUGUCGUUUUAAAAGGAAAGAGAAACUUUGAAAAAACUAUCAUAACAAGGAACCUACAUUGUUCAGAAAAAAGAAGAUAAGGCUGUUAAAUGCGCGCAUAUCGACUGCACCAACUAAUCAAAUCAUAAAAUUACGGCUACUGCUUGUUACGCGAGCGAAUCAAACAAGAACUAAAACAAUGAUCGUUAGUUUCCUGCACAAUUAGUCAUGGUUGCACUUGCUUAGAACCAUAAAUGUAAAAUUCCGAUUAUUUCAUAACUGCCGCCGCUGUUCCUGCUUUUUAUGACUUUGAUCUAUAGCGGAUUGCAUUUGGCUCUCUAGUUAUGGUACGUAGAAGCAUCAAGUAAUAAUCAUUUCAGUGAGUCCUUUCAAUCAGGCAUUAAUCUCGUCGUUUUUUGAUCUCAUACUUUCAUUCAGUAACGAGUUUUCACGAGAAGCGAUUUGCAUGUGCAUUUGAAAAUUGAUCUUUGUUGUUGGUGGUGAAAACGCGCUCAUUUCGAUUAAGUUUAGUUCCAAUAUCAUUGCAUUAGGAAGCCCACAACAAGAAAAAACGCAUUAGAUACUAUGUAACGUAACGAAUACAAAGAACAUGUUGUGAGAAUACAUUUUAGGGAAUCUUGAUAACUUGGAUUAGAGAAAGAAAUGCUUUUAACUGUAGAUGAGAGAUAAAAUGGCUGAAAUAUAAGGUUCCGAAGCACCAUCGCAAAUGUUUUGAUUGUAGGGGGUUGCGAUACUGAGGACUGUGCGCUGCUGCAGAUCGGAAAAACGGGAUAUAUUCAAGAUUGUGUGUACAUUUCUUAGGAAGUGUUUUCCCAAUCUGAAGAAAGCAUUCAAUGUAGUUUUUCUUGUUUUACUGAAAUGAUUUGGUUAAUCAGUCAUAAACUUCAUAAAUAUUCCUGCGGUCAUAAUAAGACUAAGCCAUUUUUGUUUCGAAUUUCCGGCUGCAAACGGCUCAGUUAUAACCAUCGGUGAACGCAAUAGAAAAUUGGUAGAGUUGUGUUCUUAGGUAAAUUCAGUUCGUGUUCAAACGCUUAUAUUUAUUCCUUCAAGUAAGCCGUGCAGGGUAGUCGAUUAAUUAAGGCAUCAGAAAUUACUACCACACUUGCCCCAAUUCGAGUCCUAUUGACAUACUUUGAGUUGAGUAAGCGAACCAACAGUUAUAUCGAUUAAAUUCGACAAGUUCCUUUAACGAGAAUACGAUGAAAAUGUUAAUGUGGCACCACGCUUUCUCGUAGCGUUUGUGGAUUUUCCUAAAUACUACCAACCUCUCCUAAAACUAUUCGUCGGAAUUAAACUUUCCGUUUAAAUAAUUAAGUAUCACAAUCAUUUGGUAGUUAAACUCUAACAUUUUUUACUAUAGACUAGCGCUCUAUUACUCUAUAGUAUUUUGGUCGAUUCCAUGACUCCGCGAUCAAGUCUCACUGAAAAAUUAACUAAAAGCCACCUCCGAUUGCCGUGAACCGAUCCUCAUCAACUACUUAGUUAUGAAAGUCGCGGGUUAUUCACCGGUCUCGAUACAUUAUAAGUGCGACGGGAAUCAUCACGCGCUUUGAUAAUAUCAGAUAUUUUCAACGAGGGGAUUGACUGUCCCUUUUUGCUCAACGAAAUUAAUAUUAAUGUGCGAUGCAAAAUUUUUCUUCGUUUUUCCUAUGCGAAAAACUUCUCCGCGACGUCGAUGAUCUCCUCGCGCGACCAAUUUUUUUUCCUUCGAUGUACUAUACUUCAGAUAGUUUGAAAGAAAUAAAUUGAGCGAAUGAAGCGAAUGGGGAAGCAAUUAGAGCCCUAAAUUGUCAUGGUUCAAAUGCCACACCAAUUCUUACUACAUGGAAUGAAAAGUCCCGGGCCUAACAAAGAAAAAUGUGGUUUUCUGCCGUGAAAACUGUUUUAUUCUUCAGUAUAAUCACCAGUGGCGUCUCGUCCUCAUGUGCACCUCGUGCACUGCACAACCGGUCGAAUUGAAGGAAUGAACUGCGUCCCCAACCUUUCAGGUUUGAUCGCGCCGAAAUUGCGUGUAUUUACACGCAUCUCAUAUACAUCAGACAUAAAAUUUCAAGUAUCUGUUGUCGCUGUGUUAGUCUUUUCCGUGCACAUGAGCUACUGCACAGAUUCAAGAAGAGAAAGAAUUACUCAGCUCAGCUCUGAGUUUUGUUUGUUUAAUAAAAAAUCCCAUCCGAAAGUAACACAUGGAUGAAUAAGUCCCGAGACUAACAAUGGAAACAACUUUUUUUUUGCAAAAUUUUUUUUUAUUCAUUAACACAAUAACCUUUUAGGGUGAUACAAUGGUUCCAACGUUUUUUACCUUUUUUUUAUAUAUAUAAAAAAUAGGUAUAGAAUUCGCUCAAAUUUUCCGAGGCCCGGAGGGCCGAAUGUCAUAUACCAAUCGAUUCAGCUCGACGAACUGAGCAAAUGUCUGUCUGUGUGUGUGUCUGUAUGUGUGUUGUCAACUAAGAGGUCGAGAUCUCAGAGAUGGCUAGACCGAUUUUGAUCAAACUAGUCGCAAAUGAAAGGUCUCCCCGUCACCCAAAACGCUAUUGAAUGGUUUUGAGAUAGGAUGUUUACUUUUUGGGUUAUACGGAGUUUUAUGACAAAAUUUUCAGUUUUUUGACAGUAUCUGUCACAAUUGACCUUGAAAACAGAAUAUGUUUUUAGACUUAGAUUCCGCACGGUAAUAGCUAUCCAACAAGCCAUAGUUUGUUAAAAUCCGUCCAUUUUUAACGGAGAUAUCAAUAUUUUUGUGUAAACGACUUUUCCCCUUAUUACAGCAGUAGAAGUUUUAAGCACUGUAUGACAAAAAAAUGCUUGGGAGCAACGGAAAACACGAUUUUUAUACUGUGACAUACAAUUAUUUCUAAGUACCAAAAAGACUGUGUACAGCAUCCUUUUUCAUGACAAUUUGCCUUGGACCGAUUUUAGCACGGUUCGUUUUUGGCAACAUAAUCGUUCGAAUAUGGCAUUUAUAAACCAGAUGAUAUCAGCAUUUUCGAGUUGAAAGUAAUUCCAUAAUUAUAUUGAUUUAAACUACUUACAGCAAUAAAAGCUGGAAGAACAUAACUACCAUAUACCAUACGACUCAGUUCGUCGAGAUCAGCAAAUGCGUGUGUGACAAAUAAUUUCACUCAAUUUUUUCGGAGAUGGCUAAACCGUUUUCUACAAACUCAGAUUCAUAUGAAAACUAGUAUACUUCCAAAUUUCGAUCCGACUUCUGAUUUCGGAACCACAGGAUGACAUGUGAAACGAAAUUGAAAUAAUGCAAUUCAUUUUUCUCGUAGAUGGCUGAACCGAUCUAAGAUUCAAAUGAAAUCUAAGAAUCAUCUAUGAUACAAAUGAGAGGUCUUAAAAUCCUAUAAAAAUUAGUCAGAUCCGAUUUCUGGUUUAGGAGAUACAGGGUGAUUGUAUAAAAAUGUCCAUUUCACAUAAAUUAAUCAAGUUUAUCGGGUUUGCAAAUUUGGAUAGUCGAUUACCAAAUAAAUUUAUUUCAGUUUAAGCGGUAUUCUUUUUUGGAUUCGGAAUGUACCCCCAAAUUUCAAUUCGCACUACAAUUUCUCAAAGAUGUCUACACACUCCUCAGGUGAAUUUAUCUGAUUUCGGCUACACCGAUCUUAGAACUCCGGAUCCAGUUUCGAAUCGUUUCUCAAAGUUUAAUCAUUUUUUCAAAAAGGUCAAAUCGAACUUCAAAAACAAAAAUUCAAAUUAAAGGACUUAAGGUCCCAUACAAAAUUGGUGAGUUUUAUCCGAUUCUGGAAUUACAGAUGAUGAAUUUUUAAAAUUCAUACCGAUAUAGAAGAUGUAAAUUGUUUGGUGUAUUAAUUUAUGGCCAUUCGAAUCAUUUUGGGUUAUGCUAGUUCCUGAAUACCAACUCUGGAAGUACCAUAAAUAAUGACGAAAAACUUUAAAGUGGAACUUACUUCGACAUCUCAUGGAAUGUUCAAUCGAAUGUCACACGUUAAGAUUGAAAUUCGAUACGAUUUGCAGAUUCGAAAUUACAGGGUAAUGAGUGAUUAAAAUCUCAAUUUGCCGUUUGAAACGACGAUAAUUAAAAUAAUGUCAUGAGAACUAAAACACCUAAGAAUAUCCAUGCAAAAAAACACAUGCGGAUUGAUAAAAAAAGGUAUCAUCUCACUGCUAGGUGGAUUAAUCACGUUUUUUUUCGAUAAACUGCUUUCUGAAUCAUCGACUCGUUGCUGUUUUUGUUCCAUCGAAAGCAAUCGCGGCACCCACUUGGAAAAAACCUUUUUCAUGCUCAAUUUUUCAUGUCGGAUAGUAAAUACACUCAUUUGUGUCGGUACGACCAUGUUUAAACUCGGCGAACCACCGACAAAUCGUUGCUUUUGAUGAACAAGAGUCCGGAUAACAUUUUUCAAUCCAUUGUUUCGCUUGCACGGUGUUUUUACCCAUUAAAAAACAAUGUUUUAUCAAAACACGAAACUCGGUUUUUUCCAUUUUUUAAACAAACUACUAAACGACUUUACUCCAACCUCGAUAACUCAGCUGUUUCUGGUCGACUUAAAAUUUUGACUCGUUUCAAGCAAAGGUUAGUACUCUAGAAAGACGUGGUUACUGGUUUACUACGAGCGCCAUCUCUGCUUUAGUCUCGGGACUUAUUGAUCCAUGUGUUAUAUCGUUAUCUCAUUGUAUUGAAAAACACAAGCGAAUCUCCAUUCCCUUCUUUUGUUUUCACUUAAAACGAACUGUUACAUCUGCUAUCAUACCACAUAAGCAGUGCACAACUAGUCAAUUUUGUCACGAGACGCCACUGAUAAUCUCCAUCUAGAGCGGUACACUUGACCCGUCGGUCCUCCAACAUUUUGAUGCUCUUUUAAAAAAAAAAAGAUUUGUCAAAGCCUUCAAAAUAGGCUUCCGUUUCUCCAAUGACCUCAGCAUUCGAAGAAGAUUUUUUUCUCUGGAGAAACCUUUCCAAGUUUGGAACUAGAUAAUAGUCGCUGGGGGCCAGAUCUGGAGAACACAGGGGAUGGUGGACCAAUCCGUACCGCACAUUAUUCAAUUUCACCGUUGCUUUCAUGCAUAAAUGCGCUGGUGCGUCUUUUUCCAUAGUUUGAUGAAAACUAGAACCCGUCUGACACGAUCGGCUGUUAUUCAAACAUUGGAUUGUCAUGAAAUUUGGUAUUGGGUCAUCUAGAGGCUUGUUCUCAACAAAAAUAUACUCGGUGCAAAACUAUUCGCGUCUUUUCUAUGAGAGGCCCGGGACAUUUUAUUCCAAGCAGUAUUCUUUCUGUUCUUUGUCGUGUAAUAAUGGACCAAUGUUUGAUCACCAAUUUCCAAUGGACGCACAAUUUGUCGCUGACAGUAGUAGCAGCACUGUUAUCCACCAUGGCGACAGUCGUACUGGAGACAAAAUUUUUGGUGCCAACAAAAACAUCCUCGCCAAGUGACCGAAAGCUGUCUUCCGCAUUUUCUAACUAAUUCUUCUCUUCUUUGGGCGUUGCUCUCGCCGAAACAGAAUCAAUAUGCGGAAAAUGGACUUGAACUUGUUUUACAUGGAAAAAUUUCAAAAAUUCUGUUCUUCUAAGAACCUGAAACCGUUUCCAAGGACCUAUUCAAUAUUUCCUACCCAUGAAAUGCAAAUUCUUACUCUUUCAAUCGUAGGCCACGCGGAUCUACAUUCAACUCGAUUCAUGGUUGUUCGCCACCAGCAUCGGUAGCUGUGAAGGGUUUGCAGGACAUCCUCAAUUAGGAAAAUGAAAAAUGAAAGCAAAUCUUAUUCACACAAUUAAUCGAUUAAUGAAAACGAUCAUCGAUGAAGGAAACGUAUCAGUUUUAUUUGAAUUCAUUCAUAUAAUAACAGUGAUUUGGACAAUAGUCUUGUAGUCCUACGUCAACAGUUCGGUUCGAGCAACUCCGUGGUGUUUUUUCACGUCCCUCUAUGAAAGAAUCUGUAAAACGUAAGGAAAAGUCGCGAUUUCUCUUUUCCUAGGUGGAGAGAUGCUCUCGUUGGGAUUGAGGGAAGGCAAUGGUUCGCUAUUCCCACCUUUGUACAUUGAUUCGGUUUCGCUGUUGUUGUUGGGAAUCUCAUCAUGAGGACAUCCUGUCUUGUUUUUGCAUGCGUUGGAUUCGUUAUUACAACUGUGAGUUGUCCAUCGGCAAUGGUUUGGUUGAUGAAAGUGUUGUAUUGUUAUUUUUUUAUUUUCCGCAUUUUAAGUAGUAGCAUAAACAUAGCUUUGGUGUAGAUUUCGUCGUGUCCAGGUUUUCAAAGGGUUCAACUUUCUGACAAUAUUGACAAGUGCUAUUUAUUUAAUUAUUGUAAAAUCAACAGACACAAUGUGGGCCUAAAGAUUAAUUCAAAUACUAAGUAAGAAUUUGGCCUUUGUUUUAUGCCGUGAAAGAUUGAAGUUGAACUCAGAUGACACUCGAUUGAAUGACCGUUGUAAGGUGAUAAUCGUACCAUUUAUCCCGUAAUUGGUGCGGCGUAAAUAAAGUCGAAGAAAAGCGUUGUUGCGGAGAGCUCGAGGACGAACAUUGAUGUUGACUUCACGGAGCAAAGUGGGUCAGUCGGUCCUAUCGUUCAAAACAUCUGCUAUCAUUAACGCACGCGUUAGCUCCCGUCUUACUUGCAGUGUGUCUAAACCAAUUAGCAAUCCGAGACUUUCAUAGCUCGGUAGUUGAUGAGGAUUAGUCCAAGGUAAACGGCGAAGAGCGAAUCGAACCAAUCUACGUUGAAUCGACUCGACGGCUAGCUGACUGUUGUAGGUGACCAGUGCUUUAACUGGACAAUCUAGUUACUAGCCAAUAAUCACAUAAGAUGAUAUAAAAGCAUGCAUCUACUCUUUGAGCAUAGUCAUUUGCACUGAAAACGGGUUCCUUUGUUCACUAGCUUUAAUCAUUUCGAAAUUUUCUCAUUGAUCGCAAAACUAUGUUGCUCUUUGUUUUUGUCGUUCCGGCUGCGAUCGAUUUUUAUACCGACUGAGUCGCACGAGUCCCGGGUUGGCGGUUCAAUGCAUAGGACACUGGUCUUACAAGCCAGUUGUCAUAUGUUCGAGCCCCAACCUGGAAGCAUUCUUAGUGUCAGUAGGAUCCAUAGUACUAGCCAUGCAAUGAUUCUGUACACUAAGAAUCGACUGCGAAGUCUGUUGAAACAGAAAGGCCAAAUUCCACACUAGGAAUGUAAGGUCAAAACUAUGACUAUGAGUCGCACGAGGGUAAUUUUGCGAUGUGUUGCAUACAUUUGUCCGAUCUGCAGUAUAAAGUGUAGACCUCGUUAUGUGCAGUCCCUUCAAGAAGAAAAAUAAAACAAAACGUAAGAUCCUUCCAGCAGCAAAAAAACUACUAUCGCCAUUGAGUCUAAAUGUCGUUUACUUCCGCAAGUUAGAUGCAAUAGAACUGCUUUCCAACAAUCAGGGAAGAUGAAUUGUUCUGUAAAACGUAAACGUGCAGGAAUUAAUAAGACAACUAAUUAGAGAAGAGAACCAGUAAAACUAAGCGAAACGAACUGCCAAUAAGUAAGAGUUCUAGUGGAAAAUGAAAUACAAAAAAAAAUCAUCUUUCUCAUAGAAUCAUAAACAUUGAAACAGUCAUACUAAAUUGUGUAACCGCCAGCAUUGUCAUAGAUUUCCUCUAAAAUAAGAAUCGAACAAAGUAGAUGAAAAUCAAUGCGUAAUGUAGUAAACAAUGACACUUCUUUUUGCACAUCUACAACCAAACAAGUGAGAAGAAUGCAUCAACUCUACAUCUACUAUCGCCAUAGACACUGUAACCAGCCGUACACACACACACACACACUAGACUAUUUGUAGCUGUAUUACCAUUUGUAUACAAUCAACUUUUUAUAACGUAUUGAAUAGAGCAAUUCCUCACGAAAAUGUGAGCCGAUUCCAAAAUUCUUCUUUCAGUUGAUUUUCUACACCAGGCCGGGAUUUAACGCUAUCUAUAGAUACAAUUAUGUGAGCAAACUUUCUGAUAGUCCUACAAAGAUAGAUAUUUUUACUCUGAUAGAAGAAAUCACAUGAAAAUAAACAACAUACAAAACUAUAGGAGACGAAGCUAUUUACGUAAGAAGACAGAUAGGUCACUUCCUUUCGAAAUGUGUAAAGCUAGUUAACAUUGGUGAUAUUGCUGCUGCUUUGAUAAUCUAAUUGUUAGCAUUUUUUGCACCUAUCUGUCGAUUGCAAUUUUGUAUUCUCACUGGAUUUUUGAAUAAGUUUAUUUUUUGCACACUGUUCAACCUAAAUUGAUUACUACCAAAAGCCUAUGCCUCGUGGUAUAGCGUAGGUCGAAAUUAUUACUCCGUACACAAUGGACUAGUCUUAAGUUUCUGUAUAAAAUUAUUGCUCUUUUGAUUGCAUUCUACCGAGACAUAAACCAAUCGAUAUGACAAACGAUAAACGAAAUUGUGAACAAGAGCAUAACAAAUGGACUGUAUUACUUGUAAAGGUAAACUAAUAAACAAGCAGAUAUUUGUAAAUAAUACGCCAAACACAACGGAUAAUAACCCACUGCAGUGGCAUACGAAUAAGUUAGCUUCCAUGAGUUCUUUGAAGGCACUAGCUGUUUUCGUUUCGAUUCACGAGCGCUCCUACUUUCUGUAUAAUCUUCACGGAUUCAAAAUUCAAAUCAAAACCAGUUUCUAGAGCAAAAAACAAAACAAUACUCAGCGAUUGCUAAUGGGUUUGGCAGAGCUAAACGUUCCACUCGUAUCUCCCCAAAGAUCGCCCCAAUCACUCCAAUGAUAGUGACAGUUAAAAUGUGUAGCAAAUAUAUGCAAGCGUUCCUUGUAUAUAGAGACGCGGUGGAAUGGUAACCAUUGGAAAUGAAAUCCCUAACGUAGACCUCAAUUGGAAAUAAGUAACAAAAUCUAAAAUAGUGAAGUAUGCAGAAUAGUGAAAAAAAAUGAACACAGCACACGAAUAAUACUUAUACGUUGUUGCGUAUGGACGAGAUCAUUAUAAGAUAGCAAUGAUGCAAGUGAAAUUAUACUAUAAGCAAAAAAACAAACAGAAGCAUGUAUAGAGAAAAAUAUAUGUCGGAUGAAACAAUGAAGAAAAAAGCCGUUGAAAAUAGUA